Zonotrichia albicollis (white-throated sparrow) is the source of this 7756-nucleotide messenger RNA. The record is from RefSeq and is a predicted model, not a curated record. NCBI's taxonomy places the organism in Eukaryota, Metazoa, Chordata, Aves, Passeriformes, Passerellidae.
AAGUAUGCCUGUUUUCUCCUGCAGGUUGGAAAAGAGACUGUGCAGACAACAGAAGACCAGAUCUUGAAAAGGGAUAUGCCACCAGCAUUUAUCAAAGUGGAGAACGCCUGCACCAAGCUGGUGCGGGCAGCCCAGAUGCUGCAGGCAGACCCCUACUCAGUCCCAGCUCGUGAUUAUCUCAUCGAUGGCUCCAGAGGAAUCCUUUCUGGAACAUCAGACCUGCUCCUGACAUUCGAUGAAGCAGAGGUCCGUAAAAUCAUCCGUGUCUGCAAAGGAAUAUUGGAGUAUUUGACUGUGGCAGAAGUGGUAGAGACAAUGGAGGAUCUGGUGACUUACACGAAGAAUUUAGGGCCAGGAAUGACAAAGAUGGCCAAAAUGAUUGACGAGCGACAACAGGAAUUAACUCAUCAGGAACAUCGGGUUAUGCUGGUAAACUCCAUGAAUACAGUCAAGGAGCUAUUGCCAGUACUUAUUUCAGCUAUGAAGAUUUUUGUAACCACAAAAAAUUCUAAAAGCCAGGGAAUAGAAGAGGCCUUGAAAAACCGCAAUUUCACAGUAGAGAAAAUGAGUGCUGAGAUAAACGAAAUAAUUCGUGUAUUGCAACUCACUUCCUGGGAUGAAGAUGCCUGGGCAAGCAAGGACACUGAAGCCAUGAAGAGAGCUUUAGCCUUAAUAGAUUCAAAGAUGAAUCAGGCAAAAGGUUGGCUGAGAGAUCCAAAUGCACCUCCAGGGGAUGCUGGUGAGCAGGCCAUAAGGCAGAUCCUUGAUGAAGCUGGCAAAGCAGGAGAGCUGUGUGCAGGCAAGGAGCGCAGAGAGAUCCUGGGCACCUGCAAAACCCUGGGGCAGAUGACGGAUCAGCUGGCUGACCUGCGGGCCAGAGGACAGGGUGCCACCCCCAUGGCCAUGCAGAAAGCCCAGCAGGUGUCCCAGGGGCUGGACCUGCUCACUGCCAAGGUGGAGAACGCAGCCCGCAAGCUGGAGGCCAUGACCAACUCCAAGCAGGCAAUUGCUAAGAAGAUUGAUGCUGCUCAGAAUUGGCUUGCAGAUCCCAAUGGGGGCAGUGAAGGGGAGGAGCACAUUCGGGGCAUUAUGGCUGAGGCAAGGAAAGUUGCAGAAAUGUGUGAGGAGCCUAAAGAGAGAGAUGACAUCCUUCGUUCCCUGGGGGAGAUCUCUGCUUUGACAGCCAAGCUGUCAGAUCUGCGCCGACAUGGGAAAGGUGACUCUCCUGAGGCUCGUGCUUUGGCUAAGCAAAUAGCGACAUCACUUCAGAAUUUACAGUCCAAAACAAACAGGGCUGUAGCAAAUACAAGGCCAGUUAAAGCAGCUGUCCAUUUGGAGGGCAAGAUUGAACAAGCUCAGAGGUGGAUAGACAAUCCCACAGUUGCUGAUAGGGGAGUAGGCCAGGCUGCCAUCCGCGGGCUGGUUGCCGAGGGCCGGCGCUUGGCCAACGUCAUGAUGGGCCCGUACCGGCAGGAGCUGCUGGCCAAGUGUGACCGCGUGGAGCAGCUCUCUGCCCAGCUGGCCGAGCUGGCUGCCCGCGGCGAGGGGGAGUCCCCGCAGGCCAGGGCCAUUGCAGCUCAGCUCCAGGACUCGCUCAAGGAUCUUAAAGCACGAAUGCAAGAAGCAAUGACCCAGGAAGUUUCUGAUGUUUUUAGUGACACCACAACUCCUAUUAAAUUGUUAGCUGUAGCAGCCACUGCUCCCUCUGAUGCUCCCAACAGAGAUGAGGUUUUUGAUGAAAGAGCAGCAAAUUUUGAAAACCAUGCUGCUAGACUGGGAGCUACAGCAGAAAAAGCAGCUGCAGUUGGAACUGCCAAUAAAAGUACUGUGGAGGGCAUUCAGGCAACAGUGAAAUCAGCAAGGGAACUCACCCCACAGGUAGUAUCAGCAGCUCGUAUCCUCUUGAGAAAUCCUGGAAAUCAAGCUGCUUAUGAACAUUUUGAGACCAUGAAAAACCAGUGGAUUGAUAAUGUAGAGAAAAUGACAGGGUUGGUGGAUGAAGCCAUCGAUACUAAAUCUCUGUUGGAUGCAUCAGAAGAGGCCAUUAAGAAGGACCUGGACAAAUGUAAAGUUGCAAUGGCCAACAUGCAGCCUCAGAUGCUGGUAGCUGGUGCCACCAGCAUUGCCAGGCGAGCAAACCGCAUCCUGCUGGUCGCAAAGCGGGAGGUGGAAAAUUCUGAAGACCCCAAAUUUCGGGAGGCUGUUAAAGCAGCCUCUGAUGAGCUGAGCAAAACUAUAUCACCCAUGGUAAUGGAUGCUAAAGCUGUGGCAGGCAACAUUUCUGAUCCUGGUUUGCAGAAGAGUUUCUUGGAUUCUGGAUACAAAAUUCUGGGAGCUGUGGCCAAAGUCAGAGAAGCCUUCCAGCCUCAGGAACCAGAUUUUCCUCCUCCUCCUCCUGACCUUGAGCACCUUCAUCUGACUGACGAGCUCGCUCCUCCGAAACCACCACUGCCAGAGGGGGAGGUUCCCCCACCCAGACCACCACCACCUGAAGAAAAGGAUGAAGAGUUCCCAGAGCAAAAGGCAGGAGAAGCAAUCAAUCAGCCCAUGAUGAUGGCUGCAAGGCAGUUGCAUGAUGAAGCCCGGAAAUGGUCUAGCAAGGGCAACGACAUCAUCGCGGCGGCGAAGCGCAUGGCGCUGCUCAUGGCCGAGAUGUCGCGCCUGGUGCGCGGCGGCAGCGGCAACAAGCGCGCCCUGAUCCAGUGCGCCAAGGACAUCGCCAAGGCCUCCGACGAGGUCACCCGGCUCGCCAAGGAGGUGGCCAAGCAGUGCACGGACAAGCGCAUCAGAACCAACCUCCUGCAGGUCUGUGAGCGAAUCCCAACCAUCAGUACGCAGCUGAAAAUUCUCUCCACUGUCAAAGCUACCAUGCUGGGCAGAACUAAUAUCAGUGAUGAAGAGUCGGAACAGGCAACUGAGAUGUUGGUUCAUAAUGCCCAGAAUCUCAUGCAGUCUGUGAAGGAAACUGUGAGAGAAGCUGAAGCAGCAUCCAUUAAGAUAAGAACAGAUGCUGGAUUCACUCUUCGCUGGGUCAGAAAGACCCCAUGGUAUCAGUAAAUACCUGCCACAUUAGUAUUGUUUUCUGUAACAUAAAAUCCCUUUUUUUGGAAACAGAAGAGAUCUAUUAACAGCAGAAGGUGCUGUAUACAUGAGCUUAAGAUUAGCUUAUGCUAAUGCCCCAUUCUAAGGGUAUGAAUUAUAAGAUAAUGCAUUUCAAGUGUCUUUGAAACACAUUUGAUAUCCAACACCUCUAAUUUGCUGCCAACAGUAGACAGUUCUUAUAUUUAAUAUUUUUUCUUUUUGUUUCCUUUUCAAGAUUCUUAGUGAAUUCUGUACUUCCAGAAGCACAUUUCAUUUAUGCACUGUAUGUUCCAGUAAUUUCCAUGUGAUGAUAUAAAACAUGGACCUCACUGUAAGCUUGUCUUGAGAGUUUAGGACACUUGGUUACUUGGCAGUUUUUUAGGGACAAUCAUUGACACACAAACAUUCAACUUCUCAACGGGACUUUAUCUGGCUAUUCUAAAACCAUGCAGAAAUGAUGGAAGGUGUGGGGUUUUUGAUUAAAAGAGGGAAGGUGAGGCAGCAGAACAGUUGUAAACUGAGGAUUAAAGCUCCAUGUCUGCAAUGCUUUUUGCUUUUGAUUCUUGCCUGGCAACAGUACUUUACCAGAAACUGGAGCUCUCUCUGUUCCCCUCCUGUCACCCUGUAGGUAGGCAUUCCAGAACUCUCGUACUGUACUGAAAGGUUUUGCAGAUUUUGUUAGUGGCACACUGUUGACAGCUUGAGCCUUAAGGCUGGAGACCUUAAAUCAUGGAACUCUUUGCUUGCUCAAUUCAGCACUGUAUUGAGCUGAAAAAUCCUGGUUCUGUUAACUUAGCUGCAUGUCCAGGACCAGAAAAUGCCACAUGCUGGCUCUUUCUUUUGAAAACCAAAUGAGCACAUGCAAUUAUUCUUAUUUCCCUCAUCCCUCCAUCGAAUGUUAUUCCAGCUGCUCAAGGUGAAAAUUAAAAGAUAGAGCUAUUCAGUUUAAAAGCACCUUUAGGCUGAUUGCUCUUCUUUCUAACAGUGCAUAAGCUUCUUGAAACCUGAGCUCUGCAGGGGCAUGAAACCCUCUUUAGGUAAGCUGGUGCCUACCAGCAAAUGGUGGUUCCUAAUGCUGCACAUACCUCAUUAUUUUUACUGCUUGUGGAGUUUGGAGUCUCAAAAUCUUUUUUCAAGUGAAUUGAACAAAGUGUUACUAUACUUAAAAAAAAAAUCCAAAUAAAAUGACAACAAACCCCACCCCCUCCAAAACCCCUCCCCAUACUAAAAUAGACUUAUGAUGUUUUAUCCUUCCAAAAUUGAGUAUGCCUUCAUAUAUAUAUAUAUAUAUAUAUAUAUAUACAUAUUUAUACCCGUUCAUUUAAUGGAAAGGAACACUUAUUUGAGAAUGAGUUUCUAUAUUUGCAAGUACUUGCAGACUUUUGCCUAAAUCAGCACUGACCUCAUAAUGCCCUCAUAAUUUGCUGAGAAUUGUUGCACGAUCAAACGACCUUGAAUAGAAGUGUCCUUGGGGAAAAACUUUUCAGUCUUAACAGCUCAAAGGAAGAGACACAGCACACUCAGCUGUCCUCUACCUGCCUGCCACAGUUAUUCUGUGCUUGGACCUUCUCCCCUCCACCCCCUUCAUUGCACUGUUAUCUAAAAAGGGAAGUUAAACUGAUGAUAAUACAACUGUCUCAAACUGACCUCAGCAAGAGAAGGCUUGUUCUUCUUGAAUUUGCUCCUUGUGUCUGGGUAUCAUGAAAUAUUUGGUACUUAGGAUCUUUCCUUAGUACUCUCUUCUUGCAGUUACCUGCAACAGGAGGAGGAAGGAAGGGGUGCCAGAGCCUUAACCUGGAUGCAUUUGGUUGGUUUUUAUCAGAUCUUUAGCCUAAUUUUAAUGUAGUAAUUUCUAUUUAAUAGUACAUAACACUGAAUACAUAGGGAUUAUUUUAAAGGGAUUUUCUAAAUAGUCUUCCUGUAUUGCUUUCCAAUGCUCCUCACAUCCCCUCAUCCUGCUCCUGUCAUCCAGGCUUCUCUGUGAGAUUUUUUUUUAAUUAUGAUUAUUAUUAUUUUAGCAUCACUGUUUAGUUGCUUGAAGGAUAUUAAUGCAAUAUUACUAAUGCCUUUAAUACAUAAUUGUUUAUGCCAAAGAUCACUUUUUGUUUCUUGAGGAAUGUUUGCAGGAGAAUUAUGAAUCAUGGUUGCCUUUGAUAUUCUUCCAGAAUGUUUGCUCUAAGUUCUCGAACUAUUUAUAGAAGCCGAGAUACUUGACCACCUUAUGCAAUUUCUGCAUUUUUGAACACUAUUGGUCUUCAGACCUGAUGUGCAGCAAAAAUUUGAACAAGACCAUGAAUGUCACUUAGAAAUGUUUUACCACUAUAAAACUUUGUUUAUAAACCAAAUGUAUUGUAUAGUCUAAUGUUUUCAACCUUUCUUUGGUUCUGUUAAAACAAUAAAAAUGCAUUUGUACAAAAAUCAGCUUCUGAGUGUUCAUGAUAACAGCAGUACCAAGAAGAGCAGCAAAAAGCUAAAGCAAAAGAACAGUUGUUUCUACAUGUUCUGAACAGAAAGAAAGUGCAGUUUCUCAAACAGGAGAAGAUUAAACAAAGGUUUUUGUCUCUUGUGCCUGUCAAACUAGUAAUUAAAGAAUUUAGUGGAAGCUGUGUUCAGUGGUAGAGAACAGGAGAUUUUCCUGAGACCUUACAGUGAUCUGCUGUAUUGUGAAAACUUAAAAUGGGGUUGGCCUGGUGCUGUCGAGGGAAGAACUGCUACUCUGACCAGCAUCUUGUUAAUGUGAGUUUUACUUGCUAAAGUGAAUGCAGGGGUGAUGAGUAUGGAACCACUGUUGUAUUUCCUUCACUCCAUCACUGUAAGAACAUCUUAUAAACACUUCUUCUUACUAAAAAUUUCUACCCGCACACAGUGUUCUGACUUGUUGGAACCAAUGUUUAUUGGUACUGUAGGACCAACCAUAGCCUCAUAGUCCCAGAGUAUUUAGUAAUAAUUGGUAAAAUCCAGAGUUUUGUACUAUUCACAGUUCUCUCCAUAUCUGAAAGAAGAUGAGACCCUGACAGACAACUACCUUUGUCAGCAGUCCCAGAGCUGGACAUGAGGAGAAGGGGAGAUCAGGACUUUGCAGUGUAAUUCCUUGCUAAUAAUACUGUCUGAUUCCCUAAACUCUGCUCUUCAGAGAAGUGCUAGUACAUUAGUUUUUUCAAACAGAAGAAGAACACAGGCCCCCUUCUGCAGUUGAGCUUCAUGUGUUUGGAGAUGCAGAGGGCACCAGCACAUGUACAAGAAAGGUUCUGGCCUCACACACCUGCAUCCAUCUCCUUGACAAAACACAGUGGCAUGCCUAGAGUGGUUUCCUGAAGGUGAGUGCAGUUCUUGCUGACAGUGAGUUGUGGUGAGGAGCUGGCCUUUCCCCUGCUGUGGGAGCCUCCCUGGUGCCCGAGGUCCUGGGGUGGGCAGGGCUUCUUCAGUCACACGUGGGAGGCAGCGCUGGGCUGGGACUGGAGCUCUGACACUUCUGUAUGUCCUAGCUCAGGAAAGGUGUCAGCUCUGAAAGGCCAUGGGGCAGCAUUUCCAGGCUGCUCAUGCAGAGAGCACCUCCAGCUGCUCAGAUGUCAGCUUGGGAUGCUACCUGUUAGCUCUGAAAACAAGAUUUCUCCUACAAGUACAGUAACUGAAGGAUGCCAUUUGCUGAAACACAGGCCACUGGUUCUUCGAAGUGCUGUUUUAUCUACUGUAAUUGUAGAAAUUCAAAAUGGUUGUUUAUGGCCAAGUUUACCCUAAUGAUAUUACUGAAGUUACAGAUAGACUGUAUGCCCAUUUCCUUCCUUACUGACUUGCUGCCAGGGUUCAGAUGGAUUUCCCCCCCUCUUUCCAGACUGAUAAUUUUUGCCUCAGUAUUUGAAAUUUUAACUAAGUGACUUUGCUUCAGAUGAAGAGUUGGAACCAAAGCCAGAACCUACUCAUUGAUUUGUAAGCCAAACAGGAUAGACAAACAAAGGGUCUCCACUAUCACAGCCUUAAUUAAUACUGACCAAAUGCAUGGUUUGGAACCUGAUAGCUACUCUGGAGUAGGCGUUGGUUUAGAGAGAUGGUUUUGUUGGUGUAUAACAGGAAGUUCAGUCAGCUUUGCUCUGACUGUUGAGCCUUUGAAAUAUCAUAAAUAAGUACCUGUCCUCCAUUUAAAAAUAAGGAAUAUGAAAGGGACCUUCCCUAUUGUGUUAUUAACAGCCUUUUAAAACUCUGAGCAGCUGCACAGUGCUCAAGUUCAGUAAAGAUGUAGCAAAUAGUCAUUGAUUAAUAGUGUAUCAGAUGCCUCCUGCUGAAGAGCCCCAUGAAUUGUUGACAAGAGCAUGAACAUUUCAUAAGGUGAGACGUAGUUGCAGUGGAGUUCCCUUUAUUUCAGAACAUUAAAGCACACAACCAUUAAAUACACUUGACACUUCUACUGUGCUAUCUAAAAAGCUACGCUCGAAGGUACACGCUGCACAGACCUGGUGGCAUCCACUUCAAACAAGUGGAACAUCUAAAUCAAAGCAAAGGCUUCACAUAAAAAAUAGAUCUUGCUCUCUGCAACUGUAUUCUUAAAAAAAAUGAUGGGGAUGAUGGGAUUGAAUGGAAAGAAAGUGGAUUACUGAAGCAACAAUCACCUCCCAGAUUUAAUGCAGGAUGUUAUUUUUAUCAGCUCAUCUGCUGCUGGCAGAAAUGAAAGCUGAUUAAG